CCAAAUUACCGAAUCCAAUCCAUGUAGUGAAUUGAGUGGAUUGACAAAUCUAGUAGGACCAACCCAAUUUGAGCCAAUAUGGACAAACUCAUUUUGAUUCGUUACAAUACAACCCCCACUUGCUAUUGAUCAAUGCUUUUGACCAACCCUAUAUAUUCGGGCUGAUCAAACACAAUUGGCCCUUACUUUUGAUUCUAGUUAUGACUGUUUGACACAGAACUGUAAUAAAACAGUACAACUCUGCAAUGUUCUUGAUUUGACUUUGAUGUCUUAUUGUCUUUUACUAAAAUCAACCUUUCAAAAAAAAAAUUAAAUCAACAUUUUUUCUUUCCCCCAUUUAUAACUACGAGAAACCCACCCCAUCCCAAUUCAUCUUCACCCACCCCCCCCCCUCCCCAAAAAAAAAAUAAAAAAAAAUAAAAUCAGUCCUCUGUAUUUUCUAAAACCCUAGAUUUCUCAAAGAUUGGAACUUUGAAGAUGGGUCCUUCAGAUAAAAAGCACCCACACUUCUUCAAAGUGUUUCAACCUCAGCAAUCUUCUGAAAAUUUGAAGCUUCCACCUGCAUUUGAAGAGAAGAUACCAGGAGAAAUACCCAGUAGGGUGUUCUUAAGAAAUAGAAAUAGUACGAGUGGUAAGCCUUGGCUGGUAGAUGUGGGCAGAAUUGAUGGUAGAUUAUGUUUUCAAGGGGGUUGGUCUAAGUUUGUCUUGGAAAAUUCCUUGAAUUUUGGAGAGUUUUUAGUUUUCAAGUAUAAUGGACAACGGAUUUUCGAUGUUUUGAUUCUUGGGAGACAUGGUAUCGAAAAAGAAUUCAUGGCUGAGGGGACUGAAGAACUCGUAAAGGAGGACGAGGAUGAGGAUGAGGAUGAGGAUGAGGAUGAGGAUGAAGACGAGGACGAGGAUGAAGAUGAAGAGAUGCGCUACACAAUGUCUAGGAAUAUUUCAUCUAUGAAAAAUUGGCACUUCAAUCGAGCAUUAGGAUGUAUUCCCGGCUUUGGAAGCUGACUAAAUUGUUGAAGCACUCAUAGGAGUAUAGGACUGAAGCAUUGGCUGAAAGAUUUGAGCUGCAAAUUGUAUUAUGUAUUCUUACUGUCAAUUCAUAUUUUCCCAUUUCUCUGUAUUUGGAUUUGUGGCUUGUAUAAGAGGUAUGUUUAAUGACAUCAAGAGCCUAUGCUUCUGCAGUUUAAGGCAAAUUUGGUUAAUGAGAAUUCUGGAGUGAAGAUGUAAACUCACUCUUUUUAUUGCAAAAUCUGUUUUUGUUGUCUUUGAAAUUAGAACAAGUCUCCUUUUAUUAGGCAUGCUUAAUCUUGCUGGUUUGGGAUCACAUCUUUGAUGUUUCUAUCACUGUCUUUCUUGAACAUAAAACUAAAAAACCGCCUUUUCUCACCCUGAGUCUUAAAUUCAGUCUCUUUAAGCAUUGAAUGGUUGUCUUCAUACAUCAAGUUCAGUUUAUCUCUCAAAGUUGGUGUAGAGGAUCCAGAACUCUUUAUGAUGGGGGCUUUCACUAGGAUCAUUGUAUGAUACUCCAUACAUGAUGUUUUAUAACC
This is a messenger RNA of Chenopodium quinoa (quinoa), 1544 nucleotides long. Its product is annotated as B3 domain-containing protein REM20-like. Gene Ontology annotation, molecular function: DNA binding. The transcript is spliced from 3 exons. The record is from RefSeq and is a predicted model, not a curated record. NCBI's taxonomy places the organism in Eukaryota, Viridiplantae, Streptophyta, Magnoliopsida, Caryophyllales, Amaranthaceae. The coding region runs from base 478 to 1002 and encodes 174 amino acids.